Lytechinus variegatus (green sea urchin) is the source of this 765-nucleotide messenger RNA. Its product is annotated as protein crumbs-like. The record is from RefSeq and is a predicted model, not a curated record. The transcript is spliced from 6 exons. Gene Ontology annotation, cellular component: membrane. Lineage: Eukaryota; Metazoa; Echinodermata; Echinoidea; Temnopleuroida; Toxopneustidae. Bases 1 to 765 code for a protein of 254 amino acids.
AUGACGUUUCCCAACGGAUGGAAAGAUUCUUUUCCGUUUUACAUCAUCUCUGCAUCUGCGAUUGACCAGUGGACAUCUCAUUUUAUCAUCAUCCUCAUCCUGAAAAUAAUACUUCUUGCAACAGCAGCGUCAUAUGACGUACAAGACGUUUGCCCACUCUUGACCAUGAAGUCAUGUAAAAAAAUGACUUUGUCGAAUGGUGAAACUGUGCAGUACAUCCCAAAACCCAUACCACCCGAUGUGAAAUGGCUUACGAAGAGCCUGCCAAGGUGUCAUUCGAUUCCACACGAUGCACGACAAUUCUAUUGUACCAUACCAGCAUGCCAUUCUAGACCCUGUCUUCAUGGAGGGAGUUGCGAGGAAACAAACACGGGAUACACCUGUCUCUGUUUGGAUGGUUACCGUGGUUCAAGAUGCGAGCAUGACAUGUUCAUCCAAUCGUUAAAAGUCCUUGGACCAGAUGAAAAUCCGAGCGAAGGACCACUUGCUCUGACAUCACGCUUGCUCGAUAACGAACACGUGCUCAUACAUCUGGAGAAUUGGAAGAGUAACUAUUCCCAACUGGCAUGUCAGCACCUCGGUUUUGAAGGGUCAUUCGCUACGUUGAGUGGUGCCCAGUACGAUUCCGUUGACACUCCUUCUGAAGUCGCAACGAUUAUUUGUCCGGAUGACGUCAUGAACCUAACUGAGUGCUGGACCAAUGAGACAAGAGUAGUGGUCAACAAAAACCAUACCAUAGCAGUAGUAUGCUGCCCUGGUGAGUAG